Tachysurus vachellii is the source of this 1037-nucleotide messenger RNA. RefSeq names its product achaete-scute homolog 4. Gene Ontology annotation, molecular function: DNA-binding transcription factor activity, RNA polymerase II-specific; protein dimerization activity; RNA polymerase II transcription regulatory region sequence-specific DNA binding. Lineage: Eukaryota; Metazoa; Chordata; Actinopteri; Siluriformes; Bagridae. The record is from RefSeq and is a predicted model, not a curated record. Gene Ontology annotation, biological process: regulation of transcription by RNA polymerase II; developmental process. The transcript has 2 exons. The coding region runs from base 132 to 665 and encodes 177 amino acids.
GUAAAAUUCCAGAAGAGCGGAACAACUUGUUAGCUUGGAGACUAAGGAGUCUGGAGAUCAUGUAUCUAUGAUUUACAUCAAAUCCAAGAACAAUUGCAAGAAUUGGAUAGCAGAUUGUUGCAAACAGAUAAAUGGCUGCUGACCAUUUGCAAGAGAUUGCAGAGCAAGGGUCCUAUGUGCAGCCUUUAUCUUUUGGCCUGUGCAUGCACCAGCAUGCUUCGUUCAGAGAUGCUCUAAGCCUCCACUUUGAGCAAACUUACUUAGAGCCGGUCUACAGCCACAGAUACAGUGGGUGCUUCUCCUACAUGCACUUCCCGACACACCUGAGCAUGUACGACUGCUCCUUUGAACCUGCAUUCAUCCGUAAACGCAACGAGCGCGAAAGGCAGAGGGUCCGUUGUGUGAACGAGGGCUAUGCACGGCUCAGAGAGCACCUGCCUCAAGAGUUUGAGGAUAAAAGACUGAGUAAGGUGGAGACGUUACGGGCAGCCAUCAGUUACAUCAAACAUCUGCAGAAUCUCCUGGAGCUCCGACUGCCAGAUGCCAUGAUGGAGCUGUCACCUGGGAGCACAAGAGGAAGUGAAGCUGUAAGGCAGCUCACAGAGUGUAACAGUGAUGGAGAGUCUAAACACAGCCUGAGUGACAACGGGGAACCAUGCUACUGAACAGACUCCAUCAUACAGUGAGCACAAAUAGCAGCAUGGUCCAUAUGAAGCCCAUAAUGAUAGACUAUUCUUUUGUUACAGCACACAAAUAAAAAUCUGUGGGGCAUAAUGGCUCUUAUAAUAUAUUUUCCUGAUAAUGUUAUGCAGUUACUGUGGAUUGUAUCAAAAUUAGAAUAAUAUGAAAAUCCAAUUUUUAAUUAUUUUGUUCUUUUUUAACAUGCACUUUGUUGUUGCAUUAGUACCAUGUAAGUAAAUCUUGGGGGAAAUCUGGAGAAGUAAAUAAAAUGACCAAGACUGAGAUGCACUUUGUGGGUCACAUUCACAAUGCAGAAAAAUAAUUAAACAAUGGGAUUCAAACCAGAGUUAAACUUA